AUGUCUUUUAGCCGACAAGCAGUCAAUACAGAGGAAGCCCCUCCUCCUCGGCCAUUCUAUAACCAAGCAGUUGUCGCCAAUGGCUUUGUCUUCUGUUCUGGCCAACUUCCGAAGGGCUCUACUGGCAAGAUUGUCUCCGGAACCGUGCAGGAUCCCGGUUCCAGUCUCGAGAAGAUGGUUGAGUUUGCGUGGAUGAAUAGUUGCGUUGCGGUCAAGUCAAUCCCUGAAUAUACUGAUGUUGAGAUGAAAUGUGUUGCGCUCUUGUGA
This is a messenger RNA of Penicillium waksmanii, 267 nucleotides long. RefSeq lists its product as uncharacterized. The record is from RefSeq and is a predicted model, not a curated record. NCBI's taxonomy places the organism in Eukaryota, Fungi, Ascomycota, Eurotiomycetes, Eurotiales, Aspergillaceae. Bases 1 to 267 code for a protein of 88 amino acids. The transcript is spliced from 3 exons.